Molecule: messenger RNA, 702 nt
Organism: Anthonomus grandis grandis
Lineage: Eukaryota; Metazoa; Arthropoda; Insecta; Coleoptera; Curculionidae
Exons: 3
Coding region: 16-390 (124 amino acids)
Molecular function (GO): sequence-specific DNA binding
Source: RefSeq, a predicted model, not a curated record
AGUCUUAAAUUAAAAAUGGAUAAAAUAAGUGCUAAAAAAUGUCCAUGUGGAAAUAUAUGUGAAUAUUUUAAUUGUGGCAAUUCACGCAGAAAUUCUACCGUUAGGAUGUUUAGGUUUCCAGUGAAACUUAAGGACAUUUGCAAUCAAUGGAUAUUAAAUUCGGGAAACGCUAAGUUGGCUGGAGUUCCAGUUGAAAGCUUACGUGGUAAAUACAUUUGUAGAAACCAUUUCAACAAUGAGGACUUCCGGACAGAAACCCAAAAAUAUCUUAAAUGUAAUGCAGUUCCUCAAAACUAUACUGCUUUCUUUAGCAGCCCUUUUGCUUCAGAUAGCGAGAAAACUUUAAAGGUGCAGACUCCAAAAAGAAAAUAUACUGCAGCGGUUCUAUAAUGAAUAUACCGUGACAGGUUAAAACUCUUAUAGGUGACACCAAAUUACAUGCCUUUGCUGGGGAAAUUUAAUAUAGGUAAUAAUUUUUCUAUGGCAACAAAUAUAUCUAUUCUAUAUUAUUUAGUUUUAUACUUUAUUUUAAAUAUAUAUAUUGUUAUAAAAAUAUAAAUACGUAAAUUAUUUGUAUAGUUUUUGUAUUGUUUGGAUUGUUAUUUUCUAGUUAAGAUUCACCAUGUUAUGUUUAUUAUUUAGAAUCAAAUUAUACCUAAUAAGUCUUUGAUUUCAAAAACUUUCUGCAAAAUAGUACUAUUU